This is a messenger RNA of Siniperca chuatsi (mandarin fish), 2928 nucleotides long. Its product is annotated as calpain-5-like. Lineage: Eukaryota; Metazoa; Chordata; Actinopteri; Centrarchiformes; Sinipercidae. The coding region runs from base 374 to 2305 and encodes 643 amino acids. Gene Ontology annotation, biological process: proteolysis. The record is from RefSeq and is a predicted model, not a curated record. The transcript has 14 exons. Gene Ontology annotation, cellular component: cytoplasm. Gene Ontology annotation, molecular function: calcium-dependent cysteine-type endopeptidase activity.
GAGAGUUGCUCGUCAGACCAGUUUUCAGCCAGUGUUUGUGUGCAAAUUUACAUAUUUGGGGAAGCUCUCGUAGCUAGAAGUUAAAACUCAAGAAACUGGAUUGGGUUCUGAGAAAGGUGUAAGAGGCUAUUGUUUCAUGUAACAGAUCUUAUCACAGAAAUGUGGGAUUGAUCUGAACACAUCUCACGGGAGCCUAAGAUAAUGUUGAAUGUGUUUGAGCUCAUUGCUUGAAGGAUAAGACAGCUCUCCACAGGGUUUAUGAAAUUUACAUCCAAGACAUGACCACCUAGUUUUGAGUUGCUGCCAUUUCAGUUCCAGACAUUUCAUUUCUCUCUGCCUACCAGAUCUGCUGUGAGGCUUCAGCAUCUGGACCAUGUUCUCCUCUGCUGUCCUGUACAAAAACCAGCAUUACAGUGACCUGAAGAGGGACUGUAUCAAGGACAAGACACUGUUUGAGGAUCCAGAGUUCCCAGCCACCAAUGCAUCGCUGUAUUUUAGGAAACCACUUCCUGGUACAGUAAAGUGGAAAAGACCAGGGGAGAUGGGCAAUGAUCCCCAUCUGUUUGUGAAGGGCAUCAGCUCCCAUGACCUGAACCAGGGACUCGUGGGGAACUGCUGGUUUGUUGCCGCCUGCUCCUGUCUGGCUUUGAAGCCAAACCUCUGGAAGAAGGUAAUUCCUGACCAUAAGGAGCAGGAGUGGGAUCCAAAACACCCGGAGAACUACGCUGGAAUCUUCCACUUUCAGUUCUGGGUGUUUGGAGAGUGGGUGGAUGUGGUGGUGGACGACCGCCUGCCUACAAUCAACGGAGAACUCAUCUACUGCCACUCGAAAGACAAGAACGAAUUCUGGAGUGCUCUGCUGGAGAAGGCCUACGCCAAGCUCUUUGGCUGCUAUGAGUCCCUGGAGGGGGGAAACACCGGAGACGCUGUGGUGGAUUUCAGUGGAGCUGUUGCUGAAGCCAUCAACCUGGAGACAGAAGCAUACUAUAAGGACCAGAAAAAACAAGACCAGCUGUUUGAGGAUAUACUAAAGGUCUACAACCAUGGAGGAAUCAUAAGCUGCUCCAUUAAGGCACAGCCACAUGAAAUUGAGUUCAGGAUGGCAAAUGGACUGGUGAAAGGCCAUGCAUACUCAGUAACUGCAGUGAAGAAUGUACGUUUGGGUCGCGGGCUGCUGGCCUACUUCAAGAAUGAAACCAUUCGUCUGAUCCGCAUGAGGAACCCCUGGGGCAAGACUGAGUGGAAUGGAGCCUGGAGUGACAGCUCUGAAGAAUGGUCAAAGGUUGGUGAUAUGGAGAGGGGCAACCUUGGCAUCACAGUAGAGGAUGAUGGGGAGUUCUGGAUGUCAUUCACAGACUGGUGCAAGUUCUUCACAGAUGCAGAUGUUUGCCGUCUCAUCAACACUUCGCUGAUCAGUACCCAAAAGGCAUGGCAUGAGGUUGUGCACUUUGGGAGCUGGACAAAACACGCAGAGCCGCUGUUAAACCGCUGCGGUGGCUGUGCUAACCACAAGCCGACAUUCCUGCAGAACCCACAGUACUUGUUUGAUGUUACAAAGGAGGUCAGUGAGGUCCUAAUCUCCUUGCAACAAAAAGACAUGAAGAUCAACAGAAAAGUUGGUCAAGGAGAAAAUCUAUCCAUUGGCUUCAGUGUCUUCAAGGUGGAACUGAACAGGAAGUAUCGGAUGCAUGACAUCCUGACCCAACAGUGUGUGGCAACAUCCACCUACAUCAAUGCUCGGACAGUGUUUAUGAGAUGCAUGCUCCCACAGGGCCGCUACGUCAUCAUUCCCACCACCUUCAAGCCUCAGACGCUGGGGGAUUACAUGAUCAGAGUUUUCACUGAUGUGGACUCACACUGCAGGGAGUUGACAGAGGAUAAGCCAAGGGUAAGAUGCUGGAGUUCAUUCCUUGGAUACCCACAAGCUGUGACUCACAUCUAUGUGCACGGAGCUGAAGGGCUGCAGAACCAGGACAGUACAGGAGGUGCAGACCCCUAUGUGAUCAUAUCCUGUGAUGGCCAGUCAGUAAAAUCCCCCAUCAAGAAGGACACCUUGCAACCCGAGUUUACAACUAGCGGCAUUUUCUACAGGAAGAAUCCCAGAAAGCCCAUAACUGUGGAGGUGUGGAACAGUAAGCCAGUGAAGGACGAUUUUAUGGGCCAAGUGGUGUUGUCCGGGUCGGUGAAGGACACCUCUCUCCCUCAGAAGCUUCAGCUGAGGAAGCAAGGACGGCAGAUGGCGGAUGAGAUGCUCGGUAGCAUCAGUCUGAGGAUCGUCACUUCUACUCAGCUGACCGCCAUGUGAUCUCAUCAGUGACCUGAUAGAGGGCUAGAUCUUUUUCAGUGCUGAACUAUGUGGUGAACAUCUUCACUCGACAUGUGCCAUCAUCAAAGCACCAAUACGAGUAAUGGAUCGACAUGUUUUCUACAAAUUUUACACUAUUAAUUGAACGUUAGUGAUUUUUUUUCAAAGUUGAGAGGUGAGCAGGGCACUACUGGACAGACUGAAUGUCAAUUCCUGUUAUUUUUGUCCAAAUGAUAAAUCUUGUUUUGAAUUAUCUUUUACAUUUACUUUUUUAAAAUCAUUUUUGUGUAACUUAUAAAAUAUUUUUAUAUUGACGUUUUACAAGUUACUUGUAAAGAUAUCAUUCCUUUUUUGGAUGUUAACUAUAGAUACUGUGACUGAUAUGGCAGUAAUUUGUCAAUCAAGUCUUAACUUACAAUAGUUAUAAUUUUGUCCUCUAUAGUCACUUUUAUACAGAAAAACUUGUACAACAUAUAAUUCAUGUACCAUCUAUUUUUAAUGCAUCUUCUGUUCUUCCUCUCUUCUAUCAGUUCAUAUCAUCAUGUUUUAUUCUCAUGAUUAUUAAGAAAAUGCAAAACCCUGAAUGGCAUAAAGAAUUAAAAGAAAUUCAACCUAAAAAUCAA